This is a messenger RNA of Chara braunii, 4145 nucleotides long. The record is from the annotation of a GenBank genome assembly. Lineage: Eukaryota; Viridiplantae; Streptophyta; Charophyceae; Charales; Characeae.
UGCGGUGAUGGAGGCAGAAGACGAUUCAAAGUCUCGCCAGCUACGCUAGUAGGGAGGUGAAUCGAGAGCGAGAGCGAGCGCGGGCUCGAGCUCGAGCUCGAGCGUACUUCACGUAUGACAAAGGAGAGGGGAAGAAAGGAACUGGGACACGCAAAGCCUGUCAAUCUCUACACAGAGUGUGUCUCGAUCCCUCGCCGGUGGUGACGGAGGAAGAGUAUGACCCGCGAGACGAGCUAGGCUGGAGGAAGAUUAUGACCCGCGAGACGAGCUAGGCUGGAGGGGGGUGGGGGAGAAGGGAAAGACCAUCCAUGUACAUAAUUAACGGACGAGUGGUGGUGUUACGACUCUCCCAUUGUAGUUGCUCUUUUCUCUGAGAGAAGUUGGGAGAAGUGGAGGAGCGGAGAGAGACAGAGACGACAGGAGCGUUGAAGAAACAGAACCUAUGGUAAUAUCGCUAGACCCUGACUGAUGUAAGCAUCUGCCGGAUGGGAGAGUCGACACGUGGCCUUCGAGUAAAGGAAGCGCUAUCUCUGUUUGCCCUUCACACACACACACACACACGCACACACACAGAGAGAGAGAGAGAGAGAGAGAGAGAGAGAGAGAGAGAGAGAGAGAGAGAGAGAGAGAGAGAGAGNAGAGAGAGAGAGAGAGAGAGAGAGAGAGAGAGAGAGAGAGAGAGAGAGAGAGAGAGAGAGAGAGAGAGAGAGAGAGAAGAGCCGUUGGGUGAAGCGUGUUGGUCUUGUGAGAGAAAGGUAGGGAAAUAGCGGCGGGGGGGGGAAUAAGAGGAGGAAGAGGGAGGAGGGGAAUGAUGGCAAGUUCCGCGUAUCCCGUGGAGGAGACAGGUAAGAAAUGGACAAGGAGGGAGAAAAAGAGGAGGAGGAGUAGUUUUUCUGCUGGAAUGACGACGGAUCUUGCUCGCGGCCUGACUCUUGUCAGUUUCAUCGCUGUCCUCAUUCUGUCGAACGGCGGCGAUCGUUCAGGCAAGUCCCCGUCUUCCCUCUUUUUCCCGGUGGCAUUUGAAACUGCCGAGGCGGCAGGUCUUCCAAGUCAAUCUGAUAAAGCCGCCGCCUUCUCCUCUCCUUUCUCCUAUUCCUCUUCUUCUUCUCGAUCGGCUCUUCCACACCGAAGGUUCUUAGCCGCGUCUGGAAACUCUGCUCAAGACAAUCUCUUCGCCGCCAUUCUCAAUCCGACUGUCACCAAGUUCAUCGUUAAGACGGACAUUAAUUUCACCGCUUCUCCACCUCCGAUUGUGAAUAAAGAGUUUAGGAUUACUGGCAAUUGCGGCCAGGAACGUUGUAUCUUGGAUUUUGGCGGGUGCAGUGGAUUCCAAGCGCAUAUCGCUGGUCCGUAUCCCGCGAAAAUCACCUUGGUGAAUCUGGAGCUGCGCAACGCAGUGGACAACGCGCUCCCCGAUUCCUCGCAAAGUACCAAUGGGACGGGAACGGGUGCCGCUCUCUACACGAAUAAUGCCGAUGUGUAUGUGCGCAAUUGCAUCUUUCGCCGCAACAAGGCGAGCUUCCGAGGAGGGGCCAUCUUCGGUGAUGGCUCUAGUCUCUUUGUGAGGGAUUCCUUCUUCUGCAGCAAUCACGCGGAAGAAGGGAGUGGAGGGGCCGUGAUGGUAGCGAGAGGAACGACAGGAAGAUUCUCGAACGUGUUUUUUGGCGGGAACACGGCUGGCGGGAAUGGUGGCGCGCUUCACUGGCAGGACAGCAAAGACUUGGUUGUGCUCAAGUCUACGUUCUCCUGUAAUAAGGCGAAGAAGAGCGGAGGAGCUAUCAGUCUCUUCAACGACGAUUUCGUCUUUCCUGUCUCUCUCACCAGCAUUGGAUUCGAAAACAACUGCGCUGUCGAUCACGGAGGUGCGGUGUUCUUGGGAGUAGGGUUUUCUACUGCAGAUUUCUGCCGCAAUAUGUACUUCAACAACACCGCCGCGCUUUCGUCGGCGAAUGGAACGCACCCAUCUUCCAACAGCGUGUUUGUCACUGUCAGUGACCAGCCUUUAUUCUGGGACAUCCCGCAGAGGGUGUCUUUUUGCCCAACGAAGCCUGAAGGGACAUCCUUCAUCGCGACAUCGUCUUUGGUCCCGCAAAUAGUCCCAUCUUCUCCUCUCAAUGGGACAAAGAUCAUUGAGAGCUGUGAAUACUGCUUGUAGACGCUCUCGUAUUGGUGAAAAAAACAUGAAAUGCUCGUCAUUAUGUCUUAUUGCACUGCUGCCGCUAGCGCAAUCUCUUCUUUUCUCCCUCCCUCCUCCCGCUUCUUCUCCUCCCCCCUCCUCCCCCUUCUCCUUCUCCUCUUUCUCCAUUGGGUUCUCCUUGCCGUCGAUUUAUGUGUGUUUGACGGAUUCUAUCUAUGACGAUGCUCUCCUUUCCUCAGGAGCUACAUACAUGGCAGCUCCUCUCUUAUCCUCCCUCCCCCUCCCCCCCCCCCCGCCCCUUUCUCGCAGUUCCUUGGAACGAUAUAUAUAUAUAUAUAUGUUUACUUUUAUUCUUCGUAUGUAAGCUUAGUUCUCAAGUUAGGUCAGAAGAUUGUACGGAUGAGAACUAGGUCAGAUUGUACGGAUGGACGGGUUUUAGACUUUUGUCUUUUUGCGUUUUCUUUGUCCUGUUCGAGUUGUGUUCCUAAUGGAGCGACAAACGUAACUGUGACUAUGAAUUCUUCUUUCUUGGGGGGCCACGAAGGGAGCUGCGCUCUGUUCACAUCUAUGUGCUUGUCGUAGUUGGGCUUUUCCUCUUCCUUCAAUCUGUUGGUCUCUUUCCUCCCGCUACUGGCCAGCCGUGGGAUAAUAAGUAUUUUCUUCUUCUCGCUCUCGACUGCGUCGCUCCCGUUUCCUCUUUUCCACUACCCUUUCCCCUCUUCACCCAUUCCGCUCUUCAUCUGUUCCUUUCUAUACCAGUCCCUCUCCGUCCGUCUCGCUCUCGCCUCUGUUUACCUCCUUCGGUAUCUCUUUGAUUGGUACUUUCUCUUCUUUGUUCCCUGUCAUUCAUCCGCGACUAAUCAAUCAUCACGUCCGACUAAUCAAUCGUCUCGUCCGACUAAUCAAUCAUCCCGGCCGACUAAUCAACCAUUUUGUUGCCUUUCUACCGGUCACGUGAGUUUCCUUUGCGUUUCGUUUUGUUCUUCGUUGUCUGUCGAAUCGUAGCUGUGUUUCUGUGAGUGCUUGCGCAGAUAUGGUGGCAUAUUGACAGACACCAUCAUUGCUCUCGCUCGCCUGGGCUUCUUUCUCGGUAGUGGAACGGCGGAUCCCCUUCUGUUCUAUAAUCAUGUUUUGUGCCGACCAAUGAACCGGUGCGGAUUGCGUCGGAGUAUUCCUUUCAAUUCUCCGAGUGGGUUGGUCCUUUUGCUGCUCGACUUCUCCUCAGCAAGUCUAUCUCUUUCCCCCGUUAUCUUCCUCAUCAAUUGCUCUCUUCGUUCCCUUGUGUCCUCUUCCACUAACCGCGCCUUUUCCCCAUUCUCCUCGCCGAACAUUCUUCUCUUACCACCCCUUCGUCCUCUUCAGCAACUAGUCCUUUGUUUUCCAUCUCCUCCCCGAUGCCUCUUUCUUUCCCCGUUUGUCUCUUCAGACAAGUCUGGUCUUGUCCUUUAUUCUCCUCACCUAGUCUGACACUCUCCUCAUUCUUUGUACGGAAGGCAGUUGGCCCGUGUUUUCACUGUUUCGUCAUCAAGUCUGGUCUCCUCGCCGUUCUCCUCGGCAGCAAGUCUUGUGCUCUCCUUUCCAUUCUCUCGCCCCUCCACAGCUUGUGUCCUUCCGUUGUCUUCCACUUGCGUGCUGCAGCAUGCGGCGAUUUCUUUCUGUGCAGGAAUACCUUCCUCCUUUUCGUUGGUUGGUUCGCUGCCCGACUUUAAUUCCGCUUUUAUUUUAACUUAUAUAUUCCCUCUCCCUCUGUCUCGGGCUGAAGCGGACUUCAGCAAUUCUAUUCAGAACGCAGGGGAGGGGAGAAAGGAGGCGAUUUAUUUCUGUGCUGAAAUAUCCUCGUUUGCGUUGGUUUGCUCUCCGACUUUUCUUCCUCCGUUCACUUAUUCAUUCUCUCUCUGUCCCUCUCUCUCGCGCUGAAGCGGGCUUCGAGCAAUUCUAUGCAGAACGCAGUGAGGGGAGAAAGGAGGCGGUUUCUCUGGACGGACAGAUGCACUGCGUGUUUCUCGUG